AUGAGAGAGAAGCCUCAGCUUUCAGCAGGAGAUUACUUCUCCUUGCUCUACACCGUGACUCGAGCCGUGGGCACAUUGACCUUCACCACCCUCACGGGCUGGACGAGGGGCGAGGAUUGUCCCAAGGAUUACAAGCGACAUGUCAUCUAUAGCACUAUGCGUGCGAUGUUUAACCACUUGUCGGUCAAGCAGAUGCAGGCUCUACAGCCAACGACGUACGAGGGUUACACGUCUUUUGCGAAGAAGCGCAAAUUCGACCCGGAGGUUGUCGAUCUGGAUGACGGGGCUUAUGGGUGCUUCCUGGGGCCGAAGACGGCGAAGAAUGCGCUGGUGUGGUUCCACGGCGGAGGAUACACGUUCCCAGCGUCGGACCAGCAUUGGAUCCUGCUCUGGGAUCUCAUCGAGCUGGCCAAGAAGAAUGGCCACGAUCUUCGAGUCAUGCUUCUGGAGUAUGAACUCACUCCCAAGGGCUACUACCCGCUGCAGCUGAAGCAGGCGGUCGCGGCGAUCAAAUACCUGUUGGAUUCGGGCUUGAAGCCCUCGCGGAUUUCCUUCGGCGGCGACUCAGCUGGCGGAAACCUCGCCGCAGCCCUCAUAGGCCAUCUCUCACACCCGCACCCCGGCGUUCCCCCCAUUUCCCUCUCCGAAAACCUGGGAGGCGCCCUCCUGGUUUCUCCGUGGACCUCAUUCACCCAAGAAAGAGAGUCGUGGAAGAAGAACUUCAAAAAGGAUGCACUGGCCCCGGUCGCAGUGAGGACCUGGUCCGACAACUUCAUGACCAAAUCACCCGUCGACAACUGGAACCAACCUACCGAAGCGCCGGCUGACUGGUGGAAAGAUAUCAAGGUGGACAGUGUGGCUAUCGUUGGAGGACAGAACGAGGUCCUGAUGGACGACAUCCGCGAGCUCGCUGAGAGGAUGAAGGUGCACAAUACUACAAUUGAAUAUCUCGAAGCCCCCGGCGAAGCGCAUGAUGCGAUCGUACUGGAUAGGACGUUUGGGCUUAAGGACGAGUUGGCAUCGGAGCAGUUCAUCAACAAGUGGGUUCUGGGCAGGCUGAAGUAG
This is a messenger RNA of Fonsecaea multimorphosa CBS 102226, 1065 nucleotides long. RefSeq lists its product as uncharacterized. The transcript is spliced from 4 exons. Gene Ontology annotation, molecular function: hydrolase activity. The record is from RefSeq and is a predicted model, not a curated record. NCBI's taxonomy places the organism in Eukaryota, Fungi, Ascomycota, Eurotiomycetes, Chaetothyriales, Herpotrichiellaceae. The coding region runs from base 1 to 1065 and encodes 354 amino acids.